AUGCCCACAGCCAUAGUUACUGGUGCCACAGGCAUCACCGGCCACGCCAUAGUACAACACCUCCUCUCGUCGACAACACCAAAAUGGAGCCAAAUCACCACGCUAAGCCGGUCGCAAGCAUCAACGGCCUCGGACUCGCGCAUCACGCACAAGACGCUCGACCUACAAUCGAGCGCGUCGGAGAUGAAAGACUCCCUGGCUUCCGUGACUGGCGAAUACGUCUUUUUCUGCGCGUACCUCGCACGCGACGAUGAAGGCGAAGCCGCCGAAGUGAACGGCGCGAUGCUGCGCAACUUCCUGUCCGCGCUGCGCGCCACGGGCGAGAUCAAGCACCUCAAGCGCCUUGUCCUGGUCAACGGCCUCAAGCAGUAUGGCGUGCACCUGGGCCGGGCGAAGCAGCCCAUGCACGAGACUGAUCCGUGGCUCGAGGGAGGCGACUGGCCGCCGAAUUUCUAUUAUACGCUGCAGCGGAUUCUGAGAGAUGCGGUCGAGGACGAGGGUGACGGUGAGAAGUGGGAUUGGGUUGUCACGUAUCCCCAGGACGUGAUUGGGGUUGCGCGGGCGAAUUUCAUGAAUCUCGCGACCGCGCUGGGCUUGUAUGCCAGCAUCUCGGCGAGUCUGCCGGAGCGAGAACUCGUUUUCCCAGGCAAUCUGAUCAAUUACCUGGCUUUCAAUUGCUGGACGUCCGCCAAACUGCAUGCCGAGUUCUGUACCUGGGCGGCUCUGGAGCCCAAAGCCGGGAACCAAGCGUUUAACGUUGUCAACGGCGAUACCGAGUCGUGGCAGAAUCUAUGGCCGGCGAUUGCUGAGCGAUAUGGGGCGAAAGUCCCUGCGAAGAUGUUUCCGGGCGCGGAGCUGAAGGUGCCAUCAUCAAAGGAGCAGCGGUACAACGGCUUCGAGGUGGCGCAUACGGUGUUGCCCACGAAGCCACCUAUCGCGGAGGAGGCGGAUAAGAUCGGGUUGAAAGGUCUCUUUGAUGGCAAGGAUGACCACAGCGUCGUGCAUCAGCAGAUCGACACGACGAAGUGGGCGCAAAGGCCCGAGGUGGUGAAGAAAUGGGAGGAAUUGAGAGAUCGGUUCGGACUGGACCAGAGUGUCUGGGACAAGGCGACCUGGGGGUUCCUCACGUUCUUGUUGGGUAGGGAGUAUGACUGUGUGGUCAGUAUGAGCAAGGCGAGAAAGUUGGGGUGGACUGGGUAUCACGAUACGAAGGAUGCGUUCUUUGAGACGCUGGAUGAGCUGGAAAAGGAGAAGAUUCUGCCCAAGGCAAGUGAAUUGCAGAAAUGA
This is a messenger RNA of Exophiala bonariae, 1287 nucleotides long. RefSeq lists its product as uncharacterized. Lineage: Eukaryota; Fungi; Ascomycota; Eurotiomycetes; Chaetothyriales; Herpotrichiellaceae. The record is from RefSeq and is a predicted model, not a curated record. The transcript has 2 exons. The coding region runs from base 1 to 1287 and encodes 428 amino acids.